UCUUGGGAUGAUCCUCCACAAUUAGAAGAACAUUUAGCAACUCACAUUUUAAACGUUUUAUCUAAAUUUCUUCAUUUAAUGGCUAGUCAUGAUGAUAGUAUCUCUAGUGGUGGAGCUGUAAGUGUUGGUGGUGUUGGUCGAUCUGAUGCUUUCGAAAUUAUUAGUGAGAUUUAUAAAAAUGCUGGAAGAGUUAUUUUUUAUAUAAGCGCUUCAAAUUGGAAUGUGGUUUUUUCGAGAAUUAGGCAUAGAAUUGCUUAUUUAGCUGCUGCUAAUGAUAAUUGGACUGAAACUGCUGAAUUGAAAUUGUUGGAGGUUUCCGAUCUUAAUUCAAGAAGGUUAUCUAUGGUAUUACAAGGCAAUUUGAAACGAUCGGCUCAAAUUGUAAUGGCAACUGUACUUCGUAAAGCUAUUUGGAAUUGGAUUGAGGUUUUUCCUGCUGAAUUUGUUACUUUAUGUCAAACUCAAAAACGAAUGGGUGGCAAUCCUGAAAAACUUUUUGAGAUUUGUAAUAAUUUAGCUCAUACUAGCUAUAAAGCGUUCUGGCCACUACAAACUAUGUUGUUGAUUUUAUGUCCAGAUCUUCUAUUUAGUGCUGCUAUGUAUGAUAAGACCUCUAGUAUCAAUAAAAAG
Molecule: messenger RNA, 630 nt
Organism: Dentiscutata heterogama
Lineage: Eukaryota; Fungi; Glomeromycota; Glomeromycetes; Diversisporales; Gigasporaceae
Source: the annotation of a GenBank genome assembly